UUAUUAUUAUUAUUUAUAUUAUCAAAAUUUUCAUUGGUGAUGGGCAAAAUCACAGCAUUUGCAAUUUCUUCUAGAACUCUCUUUGACAAACCCACCUCUCUCUCUAGAUUUCUUCUUCACCAAAUUAAUAAUAAUAAUUACAAUAUCAAUAAACACAGCUCGUGUAUCAGUAUUUUGCCAGGUAGGGUUUCUGGUUUGACAGUAAAUCAGAGCAGAAGGAGCUUCAGAAGUGGGAUCGUAGCCAUGGCGGGAGAUGGGCCGGUGAACAAGUCCGUUGAAGAGUGGCGUGCGGUUCUUUCGCCGGAGCAGUUCCGUGUUUUGAGGCUCAAGGGCACUGAGCGACCAGGUACAGGGCAAUAUGACAAGUUUUACGAGGAAGGUGUUUAUGAGUGUGCUGGAUGUGGGACUCCUCUGUAUAAAUCCACAACCAAAUUUAACUCGGGUUGUGGUUGGCCUGCAUUCUAUGAGGGUCUCCCUGGUGCAAUAAAUCGAACCAGUGAUCCAGAUGGGAGGAGGAUAGAAAUCACGUGUGCGGCUUGUGGGGGCCACCUGGGACAUGUUUUCAAAGGUGAAGGGUUUCGUACGCCCACCGACGAACGACACUGUGUCAAUAGUGUGUCGUUGAAGUUCACUACCGAAAAUUGAGAUUCUUGAUUGUAUUAGUAACUCCUGUUUGAAUAUGGUGUCUCUCUUUUCUGCUGUUGAAACUGAAAAAAAUAAUCACUUUUAUCUAUAAUUUCAAGUUACUCGUUAUUUUAUGCCCAAGUGCAUGAAAAGAGAGAUGUGAUUUUUUUUUU
Erythranthe guttata (spotted monkey flower) is the source of this 797-nucleotide messenger RNA. Its product is annotated as peptide methionine sulfoxide reductase B5. The record is from RefSeq and is a predicted model, not a curated record. Lineage: Eukaryota; Viridiplantae; Streptophyta; Magnoliopsida; Lamiales; Phrymaceae. Gene Ontology annotation, biological process: response to oxidative stress; protein repair. Gene Ontology annotation, molecular function: peptide-methionine (R)-S-oxide reductase activity.